Molecule: messenger RNA, 900 nt
Organism: Chionomys nivalis (European snow vole)
Lineage: Eukaryota; Metazoa; Chordata; Mammalia; Rodentia; Cricetidae
Gene: Copz2
Product: COPI coat complex subunit zeta 2
Exons: 9
Coding region: 4-627 (207 amino acids)
Biological process (GO): intra-Golgi vesicle-mediated transport; retrograde vesicle-mediated transport, Golgi to endoplasmic reticulum; intracellular protein transport
Cellular component (GO): COPI vesicle coat
Source: RefSeq, a predicted model, not a curated record
GGAAUGCAGCGGCCGGAGGCCUGGCCACGUCCGCACCCGGGGGAGGGGGCCUCGGCCGCCCAAGCCGGGGGCGCAGCGCCACCCACCCGAGUCACAGAACUGCGGUUUCAGGAACCUUCUCUCUACACCAUCAAGGCUGUCUUCAUCCUAGAUAACGAUGGGCAAAGGCUGCUGGCCAAGUAUUAUGACGACACAUUUCCCUCCAUGAAGGAGCAGAUGGUUUUCGAGAAAAACGUCUUCAACAAGACCAGCCGCGCUGAAAGUGAGAUCGCAUUCUUCGGGGGCAUGACCAUCGUCUACAAGAGCAGCAUUGACCUCCUCCUGUAUGUGGUGGGCUCUUCCUCUGAGAACGAGCUGAUGCUCAUGUCUGUUCUCGCCUGCCUGUUUGACUCUCUGAGCCACAUCCUAAGGAAGAACGUGGAGAAACGCUGGCUGCUGGAGAACAUGGAUGGAGCCUUCUUGGUGCUGGAUGAAAUCGUAGAUGGCGGUGUGAUCCUGGAGAGUGACCCCCAGCAAGUGAUCCAGAAAGUGAAUUUUAGGACUGAUGACGCUGGCCUAACAGAACAGAGUGUAGCCCAGGUUCUUCAGUCAGCCAAGGAACAAAUUAAAUGGUCAUUACUGAAAUGAAGGCCUUGGAGUCGAGGCUCCCUUUCCAGAGAACCUUUUUCCAGUCCCUGCAAAAGCCUUGAGACCUCAAGGGACAGGAGAGAGAUCCCUCGGCCUUCUCAGGCCUCUCCCAGAGGUCUUCUGCCAGGGAUUCCGAGAAGCAAAAGUUUGGUCCCAGCUCUAUUAACCCUGCUCAGUACCCUGGCCUGCCCCUGGGGCCAUGAGAACCAGAAAAGUUUCCUUCCCUCGGACCUCGGUCACAUUUUCAACCCUAGGCCUUAAUAAACUUUAAUU